Messenger RNA from Myripristis murdjan (pinecone soldierfish), 4802 nucleotides. RefSeq names its product BICRA like chromatin remodeling complex associated protein (gene bicral). The transcript is spliced from 13 exons. Gene Ontology annotation, cellular component: SWI/SNF complex. The record is from RefSeq and is a predicted model, not a curated record. Gene Ontology annotation, biological process: positive regulation of DNA-templated transcription. Bases 303 to 2750 code for a protein of 815 amino acids. Lineage: Eukaryota; Metazoa; Chordata; Actinopteri; Holocentriformes; Holocentridae.
UUAUCUCCUAUUCAUGGGGGGGCAAGGAAAGAUAAUUAUUUUAAUUUUAAUUCAUAGGAAAUAAUUUACGUGUGUGCGAGUGGGUUUUCGGUGUGGACACGGUGGCCUGCGUGGAGUGGCCGGUCGCAUCAGGUGCUGUGCGGGGAGUGCGGGGAUGAUCUGUGCUGCCUUGUUCUGUGCGCUACCCCAACAACCCGUGCGGUGAUGGCGAGGAAACCCCGUUGACAAGGCACUGCUUUUUCAUGACGGAAACAAAGGGUGUUCAAUGACUGAAUCCAUGCGUCCUGCCAGAAAUCUGUGUCAUGGAUGAUGAGGACGAUCGCCGUCUUCUGGAUAUUAUAGGAGAUGUUGAUGCACUGAAUGACUAUCUCCAUGGCUGCAAUAGCAAGUCUAUUGAAGAGGAUGACGUGACAAAUGCAGCUUAUGGAUCUGAUGGGUCCUUCUUUGCUGGCAACACUGCUGGCACCAACUCUGGCCUCAAGGAUGGCUCCACGACAGUGGGUGAAUUUGGCGAGGAUUCAGCAGGAGCAGGCCUCCAGCUCUCCAGCGGCCUUUCGUUCAUUGAGGAUGAAUUGGGGGCCGGGGGCUCCCCUGCAGGGGUGGAUCUUGGGGGGGAGGACCAGCCCUUCGACAUCCUGCAGAAGUCUCUUCUGGAGGCGGACAUUACAGAGCAGACGCUGGCCCAGGAGGCCUUACUCGACUCCCAGCCUGCUCCCACCCAGGUGCAGGCGCCUGUCCCCUUCCACUCCCAGCUGGUCUCUGGGGGUUAUGGAGGGGGAAUGGGUGUGGUUACCACGGCAACAGCUGCAUUCCCUGCUGGCCAGUUCCUCCAAGGGGUGUCUCAGCUGCCCAAUGGCUCAGCCCAGCACAUCCAGGUGUUGGGCUCGUUUGGGGCAGGUGGUGGGGUGAUGACUUUGAGCAGCUUGGAGAGAACUCCUCAGAUUGUGCUGAGGCCCGGGGGGCCUGUUGCCACAGCAGGUACAGCAGCAGGGGGGCAGGUGUUUGCCCCUUCGCAUGGGCAGGUAGGCCAAGUUGGCUUACCAUUCAAAAAUAUCCCUGUUCAGAACAUUAUCAUCCAGAGAGGUCCCGGUGGGACCCAGACUCUUGUCAGACCUAUCCAGCCUAAACCUCUCCAAGCUGGAGCCCAGACUGUCUACAGCCUAGGCCUUCAGCCCACUCCCACCACAAUGACAAAUGUAGCUAAUGCUAACACCGCUACUCCUGGUGGACAGUACGCAGCCAACGGCUCCAUUGUUGUGCACUCACCCAUGGGGCAGCAGCAAGCACAGGGCCAGACAAAUAUCACACCUGGACAGUUCCUGCUGCCCAGCUCUAUGGCACUUACGCCUGCCAGCACCAUCCACAACGGCCCCGCCGACCCCAACUCAAAUGCCCUCAUUACCAAUCAGAAUGCAGUGCAGAUUGUUGCAGGGCAGAACUUCACUGCAGCGCCAGGAGGCCAGUUAAUUGUAAAUCAGGGUGUGGUCAGUGGUGGUCAGGUCACGGGUGCUGUCACGCAAACAUGGACAGGAUUUUCUGGAGCAAACCCCGCCCCUGUCCAGACAUCAUCUGCUCCUGGACGACUGACUCUGGUUGGCCCAGCAACAACGGGGGUCGGGGGUCGAGGCCAGGUUUCAGCUAGCCCUGUUCAGCGCCUCUUGGUGACUCAGACUCAGAACUGCACUUCUCUAUCCCCUUUGCCUGGUACUGCUACAACAGCACAAGAACAACAAGACUACAGACAGAAUUCUCCAUCGCCUGCCCUGAAACAGGACAGCCGACAGGCACAGCUCAGCAAUCUCCAUGGUAACAAAGUUGUAAAAACCAUGACAGUCAUCAGUCAAGAUUCAACGCUAAACUUGCAGGCCAGUGCACAGAAGAGGCCAGCCCUUCCACCAGUUACCAGAGGAGGAAUGAUUUUGCAGCACUUGAGGAAGGAUCACGCUGGAGUUCAGACCUCAGAUCGCAGCCGAUUCACUUCAUUUGACGACACAUUGCAAAGACUUCUCCCCUACCACGUGUUCCAGGGGUCUCCGCCCAGCAACGAUGAGUUUGCACAGGUGGAUGAAGAAUUUGAGCAUGUGGCAACUCAGGUGUUGAAGAGGACGCAGGCCAUGGUGAACAAAUACAGGCGACUACUAAUGGUGGAAGCUGAGCAGUGCUCCAGUCCGUCAUCAGAAAUGGUGAUGAUCGACAGAACCUUCAACCAAGAGGAGCGCAGCAACCUGACACAGGACAAACGCAUGGUACUAGUCGAUCCAGACGGCUUCCUGGAGGACUUCUGUUGCGGGGUGAAAUCCAGUCCAGUCCCCGAUCCUUUGGUUUCUCAAUCUUUGUCCGACUCAAGUUGGAAACAUAUAGGGAGGGACUCUACAGAGCCGCCCUACAGGACAGACUCCCAACCCGGGUAUGGAGACCCUGGAGGGGGUGAGGAUGGAGGAGCAGGUGUAGGAGGUGGGCCCCAUCCUCCACACUUAGAAAAUAAAAAUGUCUUGGACCUGAAGAGGACCCAGCAAUGCUAUGGGGCCAGCAACACUAGCAACAACAGCCUCAUCCCCGCCAGUGGUUAUCUUCAAGGUAACCUCUCAUCCUUUGCUGCAACACCGGGAGGACAGACGCACUACCAGGUGUCUCACCACCUUUCCUCCCACCCCACCCAGCCCCACUACGCCCCUGAGCUCACCUCGCCCCCUCCGCCCGACACAGACUCUGUUUUAGAAGCAGCGGUCAACAGCAUCCUGGAAUGUUAAGAUUGAAGGACCACUGAUACGUCGCUCCUCAUCAUCCCUAACGUCCGCCCACCUUGGGUUCAGACUUCUCAUGUGUUUUGUUUGCUUUUCUUUGUCACUUUUUGUCAAAGUCUCUUGUUGUAAUAACUGGUGUGUGUCCCACAGCCCUGUGUGAAGAGAGGUUAACUCCUCUGUCAUGGAAGUAAUAGCUGUCUGUGGUCUCUGUGAUACCAUAUCCUGCCGUGUAGCAUGUGUUUGGGUUUAUUUGGGGGAUUUCAGGCAGGUAGUAGGAUUCGGUGACUUUUCUAAGGUGCCAGUCGGACCCAGGCACCUAGAUUUACCUGAAAAGAAUCAGACAAGUGUGCAAUGCAGUGAACAAAAAGAUGGAAGAUAUUCUUUUUUGUUUAUUUUAAACAUUUCAUUUUAAUGGAGUAGGUUCUGUGGGUCUAUGAAGAAUCAAGCCACUUUAGUACCUAGAAUGCAAGGGUAAUCCUCUCUUCACACACAAACACACCCCUUUACAUGUUGUGCCAGUCCACUACCUAUGCUGAGGAAAGGGGAUAAGGAAGAGGGGCAAAAUGAUGACUCUGUGCCUGAGAAAUGUUAUGUUUUCCUUUUUGAAACGUUUACAUGAAGAAGCCUUGUUCAAAAAUAUCCUCUUUAUUUUUGCCCCUGGCAUUACAAACAUGCAUUGUGCACACACAUUCUUUUGCACAGUGUUAUCAAGUUUGUCAGAGAUUAAUUUAUGAUUUUAGGCUUGGAAUAUGUCCAUCAUUAUCAUCUUUGAGACAUAUGCCAUAGAGAUUUUGGUCUUGAUGCGCCAACUGACAUAGGAAAUUACUUUGUUUCAAAGUAGUGAUGCAUAUUAACAGGAAUGACAUACAGACAGCAUAAGGCUGUCAUGAAUACAUGCCAGGUUGAGCAGAAUAUGAACGUCUGGAACAUAACCAAAGUCUGUUUGCUUGCUGGGUGAUUACAGCUGCCAGCAACAAGGAUCACCUCUUUUUCACUUUAUCGGCCAGUCAGUCUAGUCAUAUAGAUGUAAUAAAUAGUACUCAACAAUGCUUUUUCCUGUACUUCAGUCAUAUUUUAUUUGGCAUUUUUUUUCUUUUGUACCUUAAAGGUAUGUGAGCCCCUACACACACACACAGGACAAAUCUCCUUUUUCACAGCACACACACACAAACCAUACGUGCGCACUUUCUCACCCACCUUCUCACUUCAGUGUGUUUGUGUCGGGAGCUAAAUCCUCAGAUUGAGGAAGAUAUGUUACGAUAUGUUUAUCUUUUUUUUAAUUUUUAUUUUUAUUUCUGACUAUUAACAGAAGACUGUUUUGUUCCUCGUAAUGUGUGCCCCAGCUUUUUCAACACGGUCAGAUGACAUUAUUUGUUAAGCGUCCUUGGACGGUUGUUGAUUGUAUGUAUGUUUGUCUGCCUUUUGCAUAUGAUUGAUCAUAUAUGUAUGCAUUACUACCUUUAUAGGUCUGUGUGUGUGUGUGUGUGUGUAUGUGUAUGUGUGUGUUUCCAUAUGGUUCAAUUGUUGUUUGAUUGCGGUCCUUUAAACGUCAUUCCUAAAUGGUCACUCAGUCCUGCAAAAUGUGUUUCUCAGUUCCCAGUCCUCUUCUGAAUCCCCCCCCCUCCUCCCAACACCACCCCGCAACUCGAUUCCCUCUCAGCAGCUCAACCAAAAUUAAUGGGCGAGAGUGUGCUCCUGUCCAGAAUCAACCUCAAGUCCACACGUCUUUGUACUGGUGACAGCAGUAUGGCGUAGGUCUGAAAAAGCAAAGUGCAUCUGCUAACAGUUUUCCUAACAGUGGUGGCUGGUCACAGCUGUGGUUUGGGCUGCAUGUAUGUUCUUGGUUUGGCUUCAGUUCUGACUCUAAUAUAAGCUGUAACACUGAAACUGCUCGUAUUUAUUUAGAUAAAAGCAUUCAUUGUAAAUGCUGGCCUUAUAUUUGUUUUUGUGGUUUGAAACUGCUGCCGCGGCUAACCUUAAAUUUAGAGGAAGAAAAAUAUGGUGUAAGCAAAAAAAAAAAAAAAAAGCAAAUUCUCACAAAUUCUUCAGAGGACCAAA